Molecule: messenger RNA, 1227 nt
Organism: Mollisia scopiformis
Lineage: Eukaryota; Fungi; Ascomycota; Leotiomycetes; Helotiales; Mollisiaceae
Product: putative WHI2-like protein P4H10.16c
Exons: 5
Cellular component (GO): nucleus
Molecular function (GO): RNA binding
Source: RefSeq, a predicted model, not a curated record
AGCCGCGCUCAAUCACCACCUCCUCAAUACCCAAUCUCGGAAGCUUCUGGCUCUUCACCUCCAUCUCCAAGACCGCCUCCAUUCUCUUCGCUAUACACAUCAACCGCAGAAGCCGUCGAAGCUUACAAGACUGCUGUCACUGAAGCCGGCGCUUCUGCUUCCGUCCCAGCAUACGCGCCUGUUGCGUCUGAGCCUUCGAACUCUCGAGAUCGAGACGUCAGUGCUGAGACCAAGGCAGCUCUUCCACAAGAUACAAAGGGCGAAUCGUCCAAGAAAGACGAGGACAGCGAACCACCACCAGCAUACUCAGAGGGCUCCAGCCCCCUCGAAUCGUUCACCUACCUCAUGGCGGCCGCAGGAGGUGCUGCGAGUAUAAUUACUCAGGUGCAGCAAGGUGGUGCACCACCUAUCAAUACCUUGGGAGAUGUCGGGGCGGACGAGAACAUUACCAUGGACCUUCGGGGCCAACGGUUUACACUUUCCAGAGACGAGCUUCUAACGCUUCCCGAAUUCGUUCUAUUGUCGCUCUUCCCAAAUGGCCUGCUACCAGAUGGUCAUCUAAAUACAUACCAUGAAGGAGAUGCCUUCCAAGUUGAUUAUGACCCUGCAUCACUUCAAUACAUGCUUGAGUUCUUCAGGAACGUAGCCCAGACAAUUCCUACCUCCGAGUCACCAUCUGCCGAACCCGAUGCGGUGCCCAUCGAACCGAUGGCCGGAUCAGCGAGAGAGAUGUUGCAAGAUCGUGCAGGCAUAAUCGUGUUGAGGGAGGAUUUGGAUUUUUAUGUCAUACCACCCAAAGCCGAGAUUGAGCAGCCGGAGAUGAUUGAGGUUAAGAGAGCUGCUGGAAAAGCUUUGUUGAGACAAGACGGUAUAUUCUCUGGCUUGCGUCGAAGUGAGGAGACAGGAACUACGGAGCAACAUCUCAUCGAAAUGCUUACUGCUGGUGGUUUCAACCACGAUGAUACUUGGGGACACCGAGCAAAUGAACCCAACAAGGCCGUCAUCUGCAGUCUAGCACUCGCUAGGCUCCGCACCGAUAUCCGAAGCGACAUGGGCAAUAAUGCCGUGGGAAUGGCCCAAAAGCUUCUCCUUUUCUGGAGAAAGCCUGCACGAAGAUGUUGGUGGGAAGGCGUGGAGCUUGAUAACGUGGAUGGAGUCGAAGGAAAAUUGAAAGUUUGGAUCCGAAGGGUUUGGACGCUGGAAAUGAGUGUCAUCGGUCUGCGCUAA